This is a messenger RNA of Taeniopygia guttata (zebra finch), 1517 nucleotides long. It is a transcript of the gene PHLDA3, whose product is annotated as pleckstrin homology like domain family A member 3. Gene Ontology annotation, cellular component: plasma membrane. The record is from RefSeq and is a predicted model, not a curated record. Gene Ontology annotation, molecular function: phosphatidylinositol phosphate binding. Gene Ontology annotation, biological process: positive regulation of apoptotic process; intrinsic apoptotic signaling pathway in response to DNA damage by p53 class mediator; negative regulation of phosphatidylinositol 3-kinase/protein kinase B signal transduction. Lineage: Eukaryota; Metazoa; Chordata; Aves; Passeriformes; Estrildidae.
GCUGUGCAGCCCCAUCCCACACCCUGCAGCCCCAUCCCACACCCUGCAGCGCUGCCGUGCAGCCCCAUCCCACACCCUGCCUGUUCACACCAAGGCCCUGAGGCUACGCCUGCCCUCAGGCACCCCAAAAGCUCCUCCCGGGUGAAGCGGGGCCGCGCCGGGCCUGGUCGGGCUUCGCCUGGGCGUGAAGGGAGGCCGAGAGCAGGAGGGGCCAGGCGAGGCGGCAGGAAUGCGAGUGGGAGAGCGGCCGGGCAAGUAGCGACAGCUCCUGGGAGCGCGGAUCCCACACGCGGCUGGGCAGGAGGGAGCCCCGGCACGGGCUGGCGGGCUGGAAUGGGGCAGCCCAUGGCUCAGCCCCUCUGAGAGCCGGAGCGGAGCUCGGCCAGCCCGGGUCCCGGCCCCGGGAGCUCAGUGCGGCGGGGAGCGGCUGGAAUUCCCCCGGCGAGGAAUGCCCGGCUGGGCCGGCACAGCGUGCUGAGGAUCCGGGGCCGAGCAGCCGUGAUGACCCCCGAGAAGGUGCUGAGGGAGGGGGUGCUGGAGAAGCGGAGCGGGGGGCUGCUGCAGCUCUGGAAGAAGAAGCGGUGCCUGCUGACGGAGAAGGGGCUGCAGCUCUUCGAGCCCAAGGGCUCGCGGCGCAAGGAGCUGAGCUUUGCCCGCAUGAAGGCCGUGGAGUGCGUGGAGUGGAAGGAGCGGCACAUUUACUUCACGGUGGUGAUGGACGACAGCCUCGAGAUAGAUUUCCGCUGCGCCCAGGAGGACCCGGGCUGGAACGCCGAGAUCACCAUGGGGCUCGUGCGCUUCAAGAACCAGCAGGCGAUGCAGGAGGUGCGCGCCCGGCACAGCUGCCGAGCAGUGGUGCAGCUGGACACAGCCCCGGUGGGACAGCCCAGGGAGUUGCAGCUUCCCCGGAGUCGGAUGGAGAUGGCCCUUGGCUCGGCAGGUGCUGGAGAGAACGGGAUCCCUGCGGGCAAGUGAGGUCACCACUGUGCGGCCCGGGGACGAGGACAGUGGCCCCGGGGAGGCCGGUGCUGGCGCUGGUUUCCCCUUGCCGGGGCAGGACAGAGGCACCACAAGACCUGGGCUGGCACAGGACACAGGCAGGGCCAUCACCUGGCACUUCAGACAGGGCAGGAGGUGACAUCCCUGCCUGGGGCCCCACCACCCUUCAUGCAAGUGACAUGUGCAGGACUUGGUGCACUGGUGGGGACCCCAGGCCUCUCCUGCAGGACAGGGGAUGGAUGAGGCUGUGCCUGAAGGAUCCGUGCCACAGGGAGCUCGGCCUGUGUGACAGUGACACUGAGACAGAUGGAUGUGGCUGGGUCCCAGUUUUAAAAAAAGGCUGGAAAGCUGCUGCUGCAGCAGGGACUCUUCAGCAGGGCACUGAAGUGAUGGUGUGGUGACAUAGCUGUGCUCCUGGACAUUGUCUUACCCUGGGAUGUCCUUGGGCUGUUGGAGAAUGCUGGGGACCCCAAUUCCCUGUACCAAAAGUGUGCCUUAACAGGAUUUUCAGCUUCUUA